GUAUAAAUUGAACCGUCAAAUUGUAGGAAAGUUAGACAGUUGGACGCGACCAUUCGUCACAGGUCCAUCACUUUGUUUUCGCUUUGAAGAAGUGCAUCAGCGCGCAAAAAAGACGCAACCACAAAUACAACAUGUCUGUUGCUUAUUUAAGUCUCCUGGUGUUGGUGUUGGCUCCGAUGAUGGCGAACGCAAUGCCCGUAGCCCCAACUGAAAUUGCCUCCAGCAGAGAGCCGAGGCAAUUGAUGAUGCCUUCUUAUGUACCAUGGGUCCCGCAACCAGGUUACGCAUAUCGCCAAUACGGUUACGGACAAAAUCCUUUCUUUUCGGCGUCGGGGCACCAAUUGGCCGGCCCAAUCGAUGAACGAUUUGGAUUCGCUCUUCUUGCCAGUCUCUUCGGUGGUGGUGGUGGUGAUGGCGAUGGUGAUGGUGAUGGUGACGACGACCGAUAUAGUACAUGGAACUUUCGUCCACUAGCUAAUCUGCAACAGCCGUUUGCCUGGCCGAUGGCUGCAUUGCUCGGUUAGGAAAAUCAACUGGCCAUCACCGAGCGCAGUGGGUUAUUGCCGAGUUGUUUUGUGACUUUAUUCCUUUAAUCCUGAUAUCUUAAACUCUUUCUUACAUACUGUAGCAAGACUGCUAAUACAAACUUAAUUUAAUGAAA
Daphnia magna is the source of this 661-nucleotide messenger RNA. RefSeq lists its product as uncharacterized. The transcript is spliced from 3 exons. Lineage: Eukaryota; Metazoa; Arthropoda; Branchiopoda; Diplostraca; Daphniidae. The record is from RefSeq and is a predicted model, not a curated record. The coding region runs from base 132 to 524 and encodes 130 amino acids.